AAGAAGAAGAAGCUGCUGCUGAUUAUGCUGUCGACGAAGAAGAAGAGGUUGACGACAAAGCGGUAAAGCUAUGUUCAAUGGAAACUGAAAGCGACCUCGGUCUCUCAACAAGGCGUCUUUGACAGUAACUGAUCUCAGGCAGAAGGAGAGCAGCUUGCAGUUUGUGGAGAAGAGCAGGUGAAGCAGGUGUUGACGCAUACAAAGUCAGGAGGAGGACUGGUUCACCUGAGGCCAUAAGGAUCAGAGAAAAAGAAGAAGGAGGACACGAAGAGGGCUGCAGAUGGCUGGCUUUCUGGAUAAUUUCCGCUGGCCAGAGUGCGAGUGCAUCGACUGGGGGGAGAGGAGGAAUGCAGUGGCUUCUGUCGUCUCUGGAGUUCUGGUCAGUGGCUCUAGAGUUCUUCACAGGCUGGUGGAUCAUGAUUGAUGCAGCAGUGACCUAUCCAUCCCAGGAGCAGAUGAAUCAUGCAUUCCACACAUGUGGUGUCUUCUCCACUAUAGCAUUCUUCAUGAUAAAUGCAGUUUCUAAUGGCCAGGUGAGAGGAGACACAUAUGGAGAGGGCUGUCUUGGCAGGACAGGAGCUCGUCUCUGGCUGUUUAUCGGCUUCAUGAUGAUGUUUGGUUCGCUCAUCGCCUCCAUCUGGAUCCUGUUCGGUGGCUAUGUGGUGCCCAAGAAGGAAGUGGCCCCUGGGAUCGCUGUGUUCUUUCAGAAUGCCUUCAUCUUUUUUAGCACUUUGAUCUACAAGUUUGGCCGGACUGAGGAUUUAUGGGGUUAGAGUGUCUGUUAUGACUGUCUCUCUCUCUCACAAACACACACAUGUAUACAUGCAAUCUUUAAAUAUGUUUUUUAGAUUGAUAGUUUGAUGCUCCUCUCUCUUUUUAAAUUUUUUAUCUUAUUUUGAUCCAUUUCAAGUGUCAGUUGAUGUCAUGUGUUCAGUGUAUUGAGGGUUACAGUGUAAUUGACUGUAGUGAAAGGGAAAACAGCAUUUAUUUAUUGACUUAAAUAGAUGUGACGGUGAACACACCACCACAGCAGCUCCUACUGUAUGCUUUUAUGUGAGUUAAUUACAUGCACUGGAUGAUGAUGUAUUUGUUGUUUUUUUAUGGGUCUGAUUCAUAUUGGGGCCAGUUUCCUUUUGACAGAUAGGUCAGUGUCAUUCUCUCUCAGGAGGAUUUGUGUUUUUAUAGCUUGUUAGUAUUCAAUUACUUGAGAUUUUUUUGGUUGCCAUUUAAGUAUACAACAAAACUUGUGCCACUCUCAAUCAAACUUAGGUAGUAACAGUAUUAAAGGACUUGUAAUGUAUUACUUUACACUCCUUGCUAGUGUGACAUACUAUGUGCAUCGUGUCAUUUUCUAUGUAGAAGAUGUACUAUUACUCUAAAGCUUUGCAUGGAGUAAAAUAUGGGGAAAACCUUUGGAUUUGGGGUAUUCUCUACACCUUUUUAAUCAUUCGUCUGACUUGUCAAGAGCUUAAAAUGUGAAAAAUAAAAUGUUUUACCUGAGAA
Molecule: messenger RNA, 1503 nt
Organism: Centropristis striata (black sea bass)
Lineage: Eukaryota; Metazoa; Chordata; Actinopteri; Perciformes; Serranidae
Product: transmembrane protein 50B
Exons: 7
Coding region: 348-773 (141 amino acids)
Biological process (GO): protein targeting to vacuole; late endosome to vacuole transport via multivesicular body sorting pathway
Source: RefSeq, a predicted model, not a curated record